Caenorhabditis bovis is the source of this 534-nucleotide messenger RNA. NCBI's taxonomy places the organism in Eukaryota, Metazoa, Nematoda, Chromadorea, Rhabditida, Rhabditidae. The record is from the annotation of a GenBank genome assembly.
AUGAAUACGAAUCAUAAUAAUACUUCGGUAGAUUCUUCUGUUCAAUGCGACCUCCAAUCACAUUCCGCCAGCCAUAAUGAAAACAGACCAUCCAAUCGGCUGAUCGUAGAAAGACCGCAGGUUAUUGAAGGAGCUGAGCAGGCUGUUGCAAGAGUCGUUGUAGACUUUCCAUCUAAUAACCCAACUUUGAGCGAAGAGGCAAUGAACAGACUACAAGAUCAGAUCAACAACCUCCUGAAAAACUUUUUGGCUGAUCCAGCAAAUACAACACACUCUGUGAAGAAUAAAGUUGAUGCUUCAACACAAACUAUUCGAGAGCCAAGUCCAGUGCGAGAAGCUGUCGAUUUCGAGGAAGUUGAAGAAUUUGAAGAAAAUGCACUUAUAGUGGAAAACGAGGCCGGAGGUCAACCAGAAGAAGCCGACAAUGAUGCGAGAGAUGAGUCUGUCGAAAUCCAGUUUGAGAUCAUCCGCAAUGGGGUGUACAAGGAUUUCCGCGUUGUGAUGGAAAAUUUGAGAGGGAUCUCCAUGGCAUAA